Penicillium brevicompactum is the source of this 528-nucleotide messenger RNA. Its product is annotated as GFA family protein. The transcript has 2 exons. Lineage: Eukaryota; Fungi; Ascomycota; Eurotiomycetes; Eurotiales; Aspergillaceae. Bases 1 to 528 code for a protein of 175 amino acids. The record is from RefSeq and is a predicted model, not a curated record. Gene Ontology annotation, molecular function: carbon-sulfur lyase activity.
AUGAAGCCCUACAUCCCACUUGCUGGAGGUGCUGAUGAUGGUUGGUCCACAGAGAAUGAAGCAACAGCUACAUGUUACUGCGGCGCAGUACAGUUAGUCUUUCCAACCAAAGGACCCGGUCUGGUUGACACCUUCGUCUGCCACUGCACAGACUGUCGCAAAAUCACAGCAUCAAUGUUUGCAUCCAAUUUUAUUGUGAAAGACUCUCACUUGAAGCACUCCAGAGGUUGUGAGAACCUGAAAACAUUCUCGCAGUCGCGGACUAUCGCCUCUGGUAAAGCGAUGACCAACUAUUUCUGCUCAACAUGUGGCUCCCUGAUGUAUCGGGUCGGCGAGGCAUUCCCGGGUCACAGUAUCCUUCGCAUUGGGACGGUAGAUGAUUUCAACCUGCAUGAGACAGCGCUGAAGCCGAGACUUGAGCAGUAUACGAAAGAUCGUGUGGCAUGGCUAUCUUGUGCAGAUGGUGCCAAGCAAAUUGAUGGGUCGGCAUACCGUGUGCCCAAAUCUAGGGUAAAGGCUGUGCUUUAA